AAUGCCGAAGAGACAUUUUGCAAAAGGAAGAGUGAAGAAGGAGGUUAUAAUCGAUAAGACGGAACAGAAAAAGAUAAAGUUGGAUCCAGAACUACUUGAUGAUCAAGAUUCUGAAGAAAAUCCGUUAGUUUUACCUUCUCAGAAACGUAAAACAACAGUUGUUGAAACAGAAAAAGUUCCGAAGAAAAGAUUAAGUAAAAAACAAGAGAGAAAAUUGAAAAGUGUUUUACAGCGACGAGAGAAAAAAUCUAAAAGAAAGCAAUUAAUUGAAGAUUUAGCUAAAGUUCAACUUCCAUCUGACAAACUAGACUUAAUGACAUCUACAACUGAUUCUUUCAAUCAGACAAUAAAAAAAGAAAAUAAGAAAAUUGAAAAAUUAAAAAAACCAAAGAAAGUUAAAGAAAUAAUUGAGGAGAGCGAAAGUGAAGAAGAUAAAGUUGAAGAAUUUACGCUAAUGCAACCAGAAGAAAAUGAAAAAGCCAAAGAUGAUGAUGAUAAAGAGGAAACGAACGAGAGCGAGAACGAAGAAGAAAUAAAACAAGAUGAAAGUGAAGAACUGAAAAAAGAAGAGAAACCUGUAGAGACAUCUGAAAAACUAACAGCAGAAAAUACUAAAGCGGUUUUUGUUCCUUGCCAAAGAAACGAGGAAAUUCAAGAAGCUAGAUUAAAACUUCCAAUUCUUGGUGAAGAACAAGUUGUAAUGGAAACUAUAAGGGAGAAAGAUGUAGUUGUAUUGUCCGGAGCAACAGGAUCUGGUAAAUCUACUCAACUUCCUCAAUUUCUUUACGAAGCUGGCUAUACUCAAAAUGGAAAAAAGAUUGUUGUCACGGAACCUCGUAGAGUAGCAGCAAUUAACGUUUCGAGACGUGUUGGAGAAGAAAUGAACCUUCCGUCAAGCAAAGUGUCUUAUCAGAUAAGAUACGAAGGGAAUGUUACCGAUGAAACUGAAAUAAAAUUUGUGACUGAUGGUGUUCUUUUGAAAGAAAUGCAAAACGAUUUAACUUUAUCACGUUAUAGUGUGGUUAUUAUUGAUGAAGCUCACGAAAGAAGUGUAAAUACUGACGUUCUUAUUGGAUUGCUGAGCAGAAUAGUUCUGUUAAGACGCAAAAAAGGAAAUGUUUUGAAAUUAAUAAUUAUGUCUGCAACUCUAAGAACUGAGGAUUUUACUGCAAAUACAAGAUUAUUUAAAAUUGAACCACCGUUAAUAUCUGUUGAAUCACGGCAAUAUAACGUUAAAGUUACUUUUGCUAGGAAAACUCCCGAAGAUUAUUUAAAAGGAGCUUUGAAAGAAGUCUGUAAAAUUCACAAACAACAGCCUCCAGGGGGAAUUUUAGUAUUUUUAACCGGGCAAAGAGAAGUUAACUGGCUUUGUCAUAAAUUGAAAACAUCUUCAAAUACAAUGCUGCCAUUAGAAGAUAAGGAAACUCAUCCAAAGAGAUCAAGAAAGAGAAAUAACAAGAAGAAAAUGCCAACUAUCAAACUAGAAAGUUAUUCUGCCCUCCCGGAGGAUGAGGAAGAAAGUGAUUUGGAAGUUGAUGAAAUUGAAAUGCUAGAAUCAGAUGAUGGUGACGAAGAAAUCGAUAAUGAUGGAUUAGAUCCGAUGCAUGUUCUACCGUUUUAUUCUCUACUUCCACCAGAAAGACAGCAGCAAGUUUUUAAUUCAGUUCCAGAGGGAAAACGCCUUUGUGUUGUAGCCACGAACGUUGCUGAAACUUCAAUUACUAUUCCAAAUAUUAAGUAUGUAGUGGACUCGGGAAAAGUUAAACGGAAAAUAUAUGAUAAAUCAGGUGGCUCUAGCAAAUUUGAAAUUGUUUGGACAAGUAAAGCCUCUGCUGAUCAAAGAUCCGGAAGAGCCGGCAGAAUGAGUGACGGAAAGUGUUUUAGACUAUUUUCUUCAGCAGUUUUCGAGCACGAUAUGCCAGAAUUCGAUGAGCCUGAUAUUAUUGUAAAGCCAGCAGAAGAUUUAUAUCUUCAAAUGAAAUCAAUGGGUAUUGAUAAUGUUAUGAAUUUCCCAUUUCCAACUCCUCCUAGUGCCUUAACUCUUCAGGUUGCUGAGCGUCAUCUUUUAGCAUUAAAUGCCUUAAAGAGAAAAGGUAAAACUACAAAGUUAACAGAAUUAGGUAAAACAAUGGCCACAUUACCUGUUUCUCCUAAAUAUGCUAAAAUGAUAGCAAUGGCAUAUGAUACCGACGUAUUGCAUUAUGUCAUAAUAUUAGUAGCUUGUUUGUCGGUUAAUCAACUAUUUUCCGAUUAUUUACUUUGUCGGAAGGAACUGACGAAUGUUUGGACUGAAGGCGGCUAUAAACUCCUUGGUGAUUAUAUGUGCAUCCUAACGGCUAUUGGAGCUACUGAAGAAUUGAAUUCAGAGAAUGAAUUUUGUAUGAGAUUAGGACUUCGAUGGAAGGCGGUUUUGGAAGUGAGAAAAUUAAGAAAUUUGAUUGUCAACACAAUCAAUUCAGUCUCUGGAUCAGAAUUUAGUAUUUCGAAAGACUUAGAGCCGCCAAGUCUUGCUCAAGCAACAAAAUUAAGAAAAAUUAUGCUUGGAGGAUUUGUCGAUCAAAUAGCCAAACUUGAAUAUAAAAUAGACGAAGAAACUAAGAAGAAAAUUAGAUUUUAUCAACCACUAUUAAUCAACGAACCAUCCCAAAUCAAUAGCAAUUCUAUAAUGAACAUAAAGAAAGAAGAUCAUGAAUUUAUAAUCUACAAUGAUAUGUCAAUAACAAAUGACGUUCGUAAAUUGUCAUAUAUUGCGGUAAUCGAUAAAAGAUGGCUACCGUCUUAUUGUCCCUUCUACUGUAAGUUUCAACCAAAGUUAAAAUACGAAAGAGAAGAUCCGCAUUCACCGUACUUCGAUGAAGAGAGUGGAAAGAUAAACUGUUUUAACGAAACAUCGUUUGGGGUAAAUGAAAUUGAAUGGAAAUUACCUAUUCACGAAAAAGAGUUUACAGAGUUUACGGCUUUCUUCUAUAAGUUAUAUGCAAAAUUUUUGCUCGAUGGGCUUAUUCUGAAAGAUUUGGCUCAAUUUUCAAAAGAUCUUUUACAUAGCGCUAAUAUGAUCAUCAUGAGUUUAAGUAUUCCACCGUACAGUAAACCAUUAGUUCAAAAGUUGAUGAACGAAAAAAUCACUGAUAGACAAAAAUUAUUAGAUUGUUUUGACAAUAACGAACAGUUUCUAUUAGAAGAAUACUUGAAGUGGUUGCCAGAGAAUAUGCAUUAUACUGUAAAGAAAAUUUGGCCUCCCAGAAAGUAA
This is a messenger RNA of Dimorphilus gyrociliatus, 3250 nucleotides long. The record is from the annotation of a GenBank genome assembly. Lineage: Eukaryota; Metazoa; Annelida; Polychaeta; Dinophilidae.